Arvicola amphibius (Eurasian water vole) is the source of this 2918-nucleotide messenger RNA. RefSeq names its product cancer antigen 1 (gene Cage1). Bases 534 to 2225 code for a protein of 563 amino acids. The transcript is spliced from 7 exons. The record is from RefSeq and is a predicted model, not a curated record. Lineage: Eukaryota; Metazoa; Chordata; Mammalia; Rodentia; Cricetidae.
UCUUCCUCAACUUCUUCUGGCUCCGGCUCGGCGUUUCCCGCCUCAGAAAGUCAGGCUUGUUAUCCUCCGGCUGCUCCUGAAGACUUGCGUCCUCUGAUCUCCUUCCUCCGGACUGCAGCGAGGGCCAGAGGACGUCACACUGGGACGUUCUUCGAGCUCUCGGCGACACAGCCAGCUGGAGGCAGCCCUCGGAGGGGACGGUUAGAAGGUGGUCUCCCUCCCGCGGACCCCGUGUGCCGGAGGAAACCCGGAAUCCUCAGCCUGGGGCCGAGAAGCUCUAUGGAUCAUGGAAGUGAGCACACUUUUGCGCCCUAGAAACGUUGGAUGAAACAAAGAAUGGAGAAAGGGACAAUGAGUCCACACACACGCUCUCUGAAGACAUACAUAGCACUCAAGACUGUUUGCUAGGAGAUAUCAACCUUGGGAAUUACUCAGAGGGUGUACAGAAUCAACCAGCUAACACUAGGGUUUCUUCCUUGAGACAAUUUGAACCCAUUUGCAAAUUUCACUGGAUAGAAGCAUUUAAUGAUGAGAUGAUAUUUCAAGACCUGAGCGAGGCCUUUCCUUCCUUGGAGAAGCCGGAGCUGCAAAGCCAUGAGUAUAAUACAGCGGACACCGGUGAGAAGCCCUAUGCACUUAAGGGAGAGAAUCCGAUGGAAACUAGGAUUUCCGAAAACCAAGACCAACUUGUUCACGAGCACGUCAGGAAAUCUAGAAGUCUGUCUCUGAACUACCACAGAGGAGAGACACAGCCGUUGAUGGAGAAGUCGCUGGCUAGAAGCGCUGUCGUAGAUGUCGCCUUCAGCACCAGUCAGCCCCAAAGCUUUCUGCGUAGAGAAAAUGUCUCCGCUAGCGGUGAAAGUUCAUUUGAUACCGAGGAUUGUUUAGACCAGCUUGACUUGAGAACUGAUCAUGAAAUAGAGGAGCCUGAAGUUUCUUCAAAAGAAAUACAGCAUUCUGGGGAGAUUUCCGAGAUGUCCGUUAGUCAUCAGCAGCAAGUCACAGAAGACGGUGUAGACAGCCUCGCCAUAACUCCUUGGUCUCCAGCGGGCAUCUUCAAGAGUACAUCUCAGGACAACUGCACGCUGCCCGAUAGGGAGCUAAGCCUGGAAAGCUUGGAGCCCCUGGAAGAGGAAAUGGCUUUAAAUGAAGCCUUUCAGAGAUUAAAACAAAUUAACAAGAAACAAGAAAUGCAGAUUCAAGAGCUCCAUGGUAGGAAUUCGUACCUAGAAAACAGGGUUAAAGAACUACAGACGAAGAUCACCAAACAGCACGUAUUGGCUGACAUCAUAAAUAAACUAAAGGAGAACAUUGAGGAGUUAAUUGAUGACAAAUACAACGUACUCCUGGAGAAGAAUGAUAUCAACAAGAAAUUCCAGGAUCUGCAGGAGGUUUUGGCUAACACCAAAAAGCAUCUUCAGGAAUCCAAGAAAGACAAGGAGACCUUGCAGCUCCAGGUUAAAAAGAUCAAGACCCAUUAUGUCCAUUUACAGGAAAGGUACGUCGCCGAGAUACAGCAGAAAAACAGAUCGGUCAGUCAGUGCCUGGAGAUAGAGAAGACCCUAAGCAAGAAAGACGAAGAGCUGCAAAGACUACAGCGAUACAAAGGAGAGCUGGAGAAGGCCACCAGUUCCGCUUUGAACUUGUUGAAAAGGGAGAAGGAGACCCGCAAACAAGAGAUCUUGUCUUUUCAGGAGGAAUUCCAGAAGCGGGAAAAGGAGUACCUGAAAGAAAGGCGGAAAUUGAAAUCAAGAGUUGAGAAGCUGACGGCCCAAGUGAAGAGUUUGCUCUUCACCUUUGAGAAGGAGAGGGCUAAAACUGCGAAGUUCCAGCAGCAGGUGGAUGAGCUGGGACAGGAAAACACUGGGCUCCAGCAGCAGUCUGCAAAGGGGGAGGCGCAAACUUGCACCCCUAACUUUGAGAUAAUUCAGUCAAGGGAGCAGCUGGAGGAAGCGAUGGAGCCAGAUGGCACCCAGAUCACAAAGUUGGGGGGCCUUCUAGAGAGCAAAGAAGACCACUACAGCAGACUCAUCGAGGAGAAUGACAAGUACCGGAGACAUGUAGGCAGCUUAAUAAAUAAGGUAACAUCGUAUGAAGAAAUUAUCAAGUGUGCUGAUCAAAGACUUGAGAUAUCCCAUUCUCAGAUUGCACAUUUGGAAGAGAGAAAUAGACAUUUGGAAGAUUUAAUUAGAAUGCCUAAAGAGAAAGCCAGAAGGCCAAGGUAAGUUUUCAUUCCCUUUUUAAAAAUAUGUCUUUAAGAUAAAAUUAUUUCAUAUUUUUCUAGUAUAAAAUAUUGUUUGAUCCAAGUUUUCUUGUAGGCCUUACAGAGUGGCACAUAUCUAAAAUCCUGAGCUAUUCUGGAGGCUGGCCUACAAAGUUUAGCAAGAUACCGUGUCAGAAACAAGUUUUGUUUAUAUUAUUUUGAGAUGGUCUUAUGCCUGGGUUGACUGUUUUUUGAACAAUUUUUUGCUAUGCAGCACAGAUGACAAUACAAAAUCCUUCCCUAAGUGCUCCCAUGUUUUGAGAUUACAGGCAUGUUCCACCUACCAAGUUACAAGUUAGAAGGCCGCAGCCAGCCCUCAUAGCAGCUAUAAGCAAGAUACUGCAAGGGUUACGAACUGAGGUGCUUAUCCCCUUUUCCACAUCUGUAAACUGACUCCCUUCAGCAACAUGAAAUCUUAAAGUCUGUAAUUUUAGAAAGAGUCUUAGUUAUGCAGCCCAGUAGUCAGUCAUGUAACCCAAUGCUGCAGGACACAAACACAGUCUUUCAGGUUGACUGUCAGUACAGAGUUGGGUCCUAGUUUCAGCAGUACAUAUACUAAAACCGGAAAUUUAGGGAAAAAAAUCAGUUACAUGAUCACUUUGCAAACACUAGUUUAAUUCCGUUCAGUUUUGAUUUCCAAAACAGCCUGAAUUUU